This is a messenger RNA of Gossypium raimondii (Peruvian cotton), 1331 nucleotides long. Its product is annotated as rhamnogalacturonan I rhamnosyltransferase 1. NCBI's taxonomy places the organism in Eukaryota, Viridiplantae, Streptophyta, Magnoliopsida, Malvales, Malvaceae. The record is from RefSeq and is a predicted model, not a curated record. The transcript has 3 exons. The coding region runs from base 222 to 722 and encodes 166 amino acids. Gene Ontology annotation, cellular component: cytoplasm.
AAUGCCAAUCCUUCAUAUUCAAUAUAAUUUCUCCUCCACAAUCACUGCAAGAUAACGUGCUGAUUUAUGGUACAAGCAAACAGUUUCCAUUUUUUAAGGAUGUGUUUCUCUGACAUGCCACUGCUGGAGGCUCCUGAAAACUGGUUUUGUCCUGGACCAAAUCAGUUAAACCAGGUGGUGGUUCAAGCCCUAAUUUUACUUGGUUACGGUUGGUGACACAGAUGGAGGACUGGAAGCCGGGUUUUGAAGAAGAGAAAGCAUUAGUUGAAUGGAGUUCCAUUGGUGAUACAAGAGCCGAAAAUAAAGCUAUCAAAAUGGAUAAAAUAAAGAGGUUGGUGGUGUCAAAGUCACCUGGAUGUGAUCGAUUCAGGUUAUGGAUGGUUGGGAUCACAACGACGAUGCUUUUGCGGUGGGUUUUGUCAUCGCAAUCAGGAGACGAUAUCGGACCGAUUACAGCCAAGGUUGAAGCGCCACCCUAUUUUCCACCCCCGAGGGAUUAUAAGAACCAAGGCUACUUGAUGGUUUCAUGCAAUGGCGGAUUCUUGAAUCUCACGCUUGUGGUUCCUGUAUUGGAUAUUUGUGUGCAUAUAAUUAAUAAUGGUGGUAUUUGUAAACAGAUUUGUGAUAUGGUUGCCAUAGCUAGAUUCUUGAAUCUCACGCUUGUGGUUCCUGUAUCGGGUAAAAACUUCAUUUCCUUACUAAUUUACUUUAAUUUUGCAUAAUUUGAUACGGGAAUGUGGCUGUGAAUUCAAAGACAUAUGGGAUGUGGAUUACUUCAUCAAAUCACUGAGCAGUGAGGUACGAAUCAUCAAACAUCUCCCACCAAGGCUGAGAAAAAAAGUUGAGACAGAUGGACUCUAUUCAAUGUUCCCCGCUAGCCUAUUACUACAACACGGUUUUUCCUCGAUUUCAAAAAUAUGAAGUGGUUCGUUUUGCGAAAACUGAUUCUAGGCUUGGUAACAAUCUGGCGGUGGAGGUUCAAAAAAUGAGGUGCAGAGUUAAUAUGAGGCACUAAGGUUCACUCCUGCAAUAGAAGAGGUAGGGAAAAAGGCCCUUUCUUAGUAUUACAGCUGUGAAAUGGAUACGUUGGCAUUUUCAAGGUUGCAAUCAAAGCGAAGUUGAAGAGCUUACCAGACUGGGGUCCAAACAACUAACCUUUCCCAUCUUCCAAAGAUAAAUUAUAUUACAAUUUCCUAAAACUUAGUUAAUUAAAUAUCUUACCUUUUCUGUCACCUCAUCAAUAAUGCUUAACCAUUUUUUUACCCUAAAUUUCCCCUUAAUUAAUUAAUUAAAUAAAAAUUAAUCAUUAACUUUAAAAAUUAGGAUUUAGU